Aspergillus candidus is the source of this 584-nucleotide messenger RNA. RefSeq lists its product as uncharacterized. NCBI's taxonomy places the organism in Eukaryota, Fungi, Ascomycota, Eurotiomycetes, Eurotiales, Aspergillaceae. The record is from RefSeq and is a predicted model, not a curated record. The transcript has a single exon. Bases 124 to 450 code for a protein of 108 amino acids.
CUCGAUUUUUUUAUUUAUUUGUUGGAUUAUUUAAUGGGUUGCUGUUGUUGCUGUUGCUAUUUGUUGCUUGGGUGAUGAUGAUUGAUCAUCUGCUUGACGCUUUCUCUGACUGUCCCUUUUCCUAUGACCUUGCUCAUUACGGGAUGGAAAAGAAAGAAAAGAGAGGAGAAAAAGAAAAGAGAAAUCACUUAUCCUAUACGCGACUCCGAUACCACUACUACCUACCUACUUACUACUUACUACUUACUACUUUCCUACUUACAUAUAUAUUACUUUUACGAUCUUCGACAUAUCCCUCUUGUUCUACUUAUUUAUCUAUAUAUCGAGCUAUUUAUAUAUCACUACUACUACUACUACUACUACUACUACUACUACUACUAUCUUAUCGCAUUUGACUCGAUCACUUCUUCGCCGAGGGUUUUUGACUUCCAAUUUUUGUAUGUUGGUUGAACUUGGGUCGCAUUUGCAACUGCUUCAAAACGUUCAGACUUAAUUAUCCAUGCAUACAUGAUAGCUACAUUGAUUUCUUAUUAUGUAGCUUUCGCUUGAUUUCUUAAUUUACUUAGUGUUUCUUAUGCAAUGCU